This is a messenger RNA of Photinus pyralis (common eastern firefly), 1321 nucleotides long. RefSeq lists its product as uncharacterized. The transcript is spliced from 6 exons. The coding region runs from base 1 to 1206 and encodes 401 amino acids. The record is from RefSeq and is a predicted model, not a curated record. Lineage: Eukaryota; Metazoa; Arthropoda; Insecta; Coleoptera; Lampyridae.
AUGGAUUCGAAAUUUGACGUUGUUAACGAGUCACUCUUGGAAGACCUUCUAAAAAACCACUUGGGCAGUGGCGCAAAAAUUACAACGGUUACAAGAAAAUCAAUUCCGGUAGGAGAAAAUUUUAACAGUGUCCUUCUCAGAAUUAGCAUUGGCUACUCCAUACCUACCAGCACGGAAGAGCAGAAAUUGUCGCUGGUCGCUAAAUGCCUACCCGAUGACGGCUUCUUAAUAAAGUUUUCGGAAGACAUGAAAUUCUUUAAACGAGAAAUGUUGAUGUAUAGCAGUACUUUACGGGAAAUGUACAGCUUUGGGUGUCUGGAGUGCGUUGCCCCAAAACCAUACGCCAUCUCCACGGACCCAAAACCCACAAUUUUGCUUGAGGAUUUGUCAACCCUCGAUUAUCGCACGGCAUCUCGUGAUGAGGGAUUAGAUCUCAACCACUGUCAUUUCGUGCUGGAUCGGUUGGCAGCGUUCCACGCCACGUCCGUUGUACUCCACGAGAAGAAUCCAAGAUCUAUGCAUGUAUUUGAUCAAGCACUAUUUGCUGAUGUGGAUGGUAUGAACGCUAUUAUGACUACCGGUUUUCGAGAACUCAUUAACACAUGCAAAAGAUGGCCAGAAUUGAAGAAGUUUACUUCCAAAUUGACGCCCCUUCAGGAAGGCUUCUUGGGUAAUCUGCUGGCGGCCAAUAAGCCUAGCACAAACUUCAACGUUUUAAACCAUGGAGAUUUCUGGAUCAACAACAUCAUGUUCUUGCACGAUUCAAAUGGUCACAUUGAGGAUGUUCGAUUUAUAGACUAUCAGGCCUUGUAUUAUUCAAGCCCAUCCAUUGAUUUACACUACUUUUUGGUCCUGGGACCGAAUUUCCAAACUAAGCACAAAGCUACCGAACUUUUACGUCAUUACCAUGAGAAACUGAUCCAUUAUUUACUCAAGUUGUCCGCAAAGACCGUCCCACCAAAAUGGGACGAGUUCUUCGAAGACUUUCGUUCGAGAGCGUUUUAUGGUGUGGUGACCGCAGCGGUCACUUUAGCAUUUAUGAAAGCGGGGAAUAGGCCAGAUUCAUGUAUCGACAGUUUUCUAAAUUCAGUAGGAGAAGAAGGUUUUCGAUAUUAUGCGUUCAAUAAUUCGGGUUACCUGAAAGAGUUGACAACUUUGUUUACGGUUUAUGAAAGCUUAGGCGUUUUUCAACAAAACAAUAUCUAACAGCAAUGCCACUGUCAAAAUGCUUAAUUGAUUAUUCAAUCGCUGUUUGCCGUUAGAUUAUGAACUGGUGACGAAUUUUUUCCAAAGACGAAAUAAAAACUUUUCAGAAAGUAUA